Exophiala spinifera is the source of this 264-nucleotide messenger RNA. RefSeq lists its product as uncharacterized. The record is from RefSeq and is a predicted model, not a curated record. Lineage: Eukaryota; Fungi; Ascomycota; Eurotiomycetes; Chaetothyriales; Herpotrichiellaceae. The transcript has a single exon. Bases 1 to 264 code for a protein of 87 amino acids.
AUGUCCGCAAGAGCGUCAGAGACACCUUCUUUCCCGGAAUGCUUCGAGAGAACGAGGUCUACAGAUGGGAAGAGCUUGCCAAAAUUGCUAAUGCUAAAUACGAUGCCGCAAGAGGAAACGUCACCAGACAAGGCCAACAUAGAACGUAACCUCAGUGAUUCCUCAACGCUUCGAGGCUUGGCCCGUUCAGGAGCGUAUUCGGAAGACGUAUUGGCUCCGGCGGGACAAGCGUCCGGACUGUUCUGGGGCGUGUUGUGGGGAUAG